AUGGAAGCAAGCGUGGCAGAUGCUGGGUCCAAAUCCUUUGGCGGUGAUGGAGACGAUGGCCUCCUGCGCAUGGCGGUGAUGAACGAAUUAAUCGCCCCGGAGGUCCUCCCCUUCCAGACUGAACUUAUAUCUAAAACGAAAGAUUUUGUCGAUGCAGAGGAGGAGAAAUCGAAUCAAUCAUACAAGGGCGAGAGUGAGGAUGCCUUCCUCCGACGACAACUGCUCACCUCGUGGUACCUGCAACGCGUCAAGUACGCGCUGUCUGCCUACCUUCAGACGCGGCUGCGAAAGAUUCAGAAGCACGCCGAGUACAUCCUCCACUCGCCGCUGGAGACGCACAAGCUGUCCGACAAUGAGCUCCAGUUCCUGAAGCAGUUCAGAGAAUUGGAGCUCGAGCAGAGUCGAGCUCUCGACCUCAUCUCGCCCAAGAUCGCUGAGCGCAUCGGCAACAGCGGCACGCCCAAAGCAGGCACUUUGCACUUCACUUCUCUUGCUCUCUUGCUCCUCGGCGUUGUGGAGUCUUAA
Messenger RNA from Acanthamoeba castellanii str. Neff, 525 nucleotides. RefSeq lists its product as uncharacterized. Lineage: Eukaryota; Discosea; Longamoebia; Acanthamoebidae. Gene Ontology annotation, biological process: DNA-templated DNA replication; double-strand break repair via break-induced replication. Gene Ontology annotation, cellular component: GINS complex. Bases 1 to 525 code for a protein of 174 amino acids. The transcript has 4 exons. The record is from RefSeq and is a predicted model, not a curated record.